Molecule: messenger RNA, 294 nt
Organism: Rhagoletis zephyria (snowberry fruit fly)
Lineage: Eukaryota; Metazoa; Arthropoda; Insecta; Diptera; Tephritidae
Product: cuticle protein LPCP-23-like
Source: RefSeq, a predicted model, not a curated record
AUGUUCAAAUACGCCGUUGCUCUCUUCGCUCUCAUCGCUUGCGCUGCUGCUAAACCCGGCAUCCUGGCUGCUGCUCCUUUGACUUAUGCCGCACCUGCCGCUUUUGUUGCCGCUCCAGCUCCUGUGGUGACUGCUACCAGCAGCCAAUUUGUUGCACGUAACCACAAUGGUAUUGCUGCCGCUCCCGUCAUAGCGCAAUAUGCUGCUGCUCCAGUUGUUGCUCGUUAUGCGGCUGCCGCUCCUCUGGCCAGCCCAUUUGCUGCGCAUUACGCCGCUGCUCCUCUUCUUUGGUAA